CUCUUCUACAUUCCAAUCACACUUUUCUCUCUCAUCUUUAUCCCUUCACCUCCUAAAACCUACGUUUUGCUCUGUUUUACUCUGUUACAUCUUCGUUUCCCACAUAGCACUACGCAUUCAAGCCAAUGGCUGUUUCUGGUUUUGAAGGGUUUGAGAAGCGCUUGGAGCUCCAUUUCUUUGGAGAUGAUCCAGUUUUUCACCAACUGGGUCUUAGGAAACUUGAAUUUGAAUCACUCCAACAAGUCCUUGAAGCUGUUCAAUGCACUGUAGUUUCAGCGGUCGGCAACUCCUACUUCGAUGCUUAUGUGUUAUCAGAAUCGAGCCUCUUUGUCUACCCAACCAAGAUCAUCAUCAAGACUUGUGGGACCACUCAACUGCUCAAAUCCAUCCGUCCCUUGAUCUACUAUGCUCAGCAUCACUUAGGCCUCACCCUCUGCUCUUGCCGCUACACCAGAGGCAGCUUCAUCUUCCCAAAGUCUCAGCCUUUCCCUCAUACUAGCUUCAAAGAUGAAGUUAUGUAUUUGGAAGAGACCAUCCCCGCAAAUCUCUGCUACAGAAAAGCUUCAAUCAUGCCUUCCAAAUCUUCUUCUCAUUGUUGGCAUGUUUUCACAGCUAGUGAUGAUUCUGACCUACCUUACCUCCGUGACAAUGAAUCGUCAUCGUCAUACACCAUGGAGAUCUGUAUGACAGAGCUCGAUCCAGUCCUCGCUCGCAAGUUCUUCCGGCCGCCUGAGGAUGGGAAAACGGGGGACUCUGCUGGGAAGGACAUGACGGAGCUCACAGGCAUCAAUGAGAUCAACCCUGAAGCACUUAUCUGUGACUUUGCAUUUGAUCCUUGUGGGUAUUCUAUGAAUGGCAUGGAUGGGGAUCGGUACUCCACCAUUCAUGUCACUCCAGAGGAUGGUUACAGUUAUGCAAGCUUUGAAUGUGUAGGCUCCGUGAACGAUGAUAUAGUGCAUGUACUAAGGAAGGUGGCUCAUAUUUUCCGACCAGGUACUAUGUCUGUGUCCACCACGUGCAGUGACUAUGAAAACGAGAUAUGGACGCGUGUGGCAAGUGCCGUUGAGCCUCUGGGUUUGAAAUGCCGGAGUUGUGCAAUGGACCAGUUUCCUGCAGCUGGCAGUGUUGUGUUUCAAACGUUUACAUCUCGCCGGAGAAGCACUUAA
This is a messenger RNA of Neltuma alba, 1166 nucleotides long. Its product is annotated as S-adenosylmethionine decarboxylase proenzyme 4-like. NCBI's taxonomy places the organism in Eukaryota, Viridiplantae, Streptophyta, Magnoliopsida, Fabales, Fabaceae. Gene Ontology annotation, molecular function: adenosylmethionine decarboxylase activity. The record is from RefSeq and is a predicted model, not a curated record. Gene Ontology annotation, biological process: spermidine biosynthetic process; spermine biosynthetic process. Gene Ontology annotation, cellular component: cytosol. Bases 126 to 1166 code for a protein of 346 amino acids. The transcript has a single exon.